Scophthalmus maximus (turbot) is the source of this 3265-nucleotide messenger RNA. Its product is annotated as zinc finger protein 135-like. Gene Ontology annotation, biological process: regulation of transcription by RNA polymerase II. Gene Ontology annotation, cellular component: nucleus. The transcript is spliced from 7 exons. Gene Ontology annotation, molecular function: RNA polymerase II transcription regulatory region sequence-specific DNA binding; DNA-binding transcription factor activity, RNA polymerase II-specific. The record is from RefSeq and is a predicted model, not a curated record. Bases 476 to 3247 code for a protein of 923 amino acids. Lineage: Eukaryota; Metazoa; Chordata; Actinopteri; Pleuronectiformes; Scophthalmidae.
GUGUUACCGCUAAACGUGUCCCCCGCCCUACCCCCCAAAAGCUCACCACAGGGGCUUUUGCUUAGGGACCAGUCAGUAAAUUCCCGUUUGAAUAGACGAUUACUCCUUUGUUUUUAAGGGACGUAUUGUAGAAUAAAGUUUUUUUUUCUCUUUGGAACACCAUCAUAAAAACGUCCAAAUGAUAAAUACAUAAAUUUCAGUUGGUAAAAACGGGACUGUUAUUUUGUAGCUUUAAAAAAUGUGUCCUCCGAAUUAAAAUAUAUAUAUUAUUUCAGUAUAUAUGUAUAUAUAAAUCAUAUUUGUUUACUGUUGUUUCUGUCAUGUUAUUUCAUGUGUGCUUUAUUUUGUAUUUGUUAUGAGCAGGGGGGAAAUUGCACUGCACUUCCCGUGUUACCGCUAAAUAUGUCCCCCCCACCUAAAUGUUUCCUUUGCAAUGUGGAUUUAAGAAGACGCAUUGAUGUCGUAAAGCCGAAAUAUGCAUCAUAUUUCCGACAACAAAGAUGAUCCCCUGCCCCUGUCAUGUCUGCGCCUCCUGGUCCCACCACUGCGGCUGGUCUCUGCAGCCAUCUGGGAAACUGUCGAGCGGAGAGCCGUGGCCGAUUAUGGGCUGCUGGACGACUUUGUUGCAGCGAUCACCGAAACUGUGCCAGAGCUUCUCAACCGCAGACAGAGGCGUCUGCUGAGCCUCGGCCUUCGCGCUCAGCUGAUACUGGAGUCAUGUCGCCCAGGGCAGACUAUAGACCUGGAGACCAUUCAACCACACCUGGAUAGAAUCGCCUCACUGUGGAACACAGAGAUAAGUGAUAAAGGCGAUGGAUCCUCCGCAUCGGACCUCCUCGCUCUCAUUCACACGCUCAUUAAAGACCACGAGGAGCGGCAGCAUUUCUUCCGGGAUGUCUUCCCAGUGAGAUUUGGGGCCAGGUAUUUUGAAGACAUACGGACGCUCGUGGAAACACUCCUCUUGCGGCUCGACAAGUUACUCAGCGUACCAAAUCUCAAACAGGUUGCCUGGAUGAUCAGCGACGUGCCCUCAGUACUGUCAGAAUGUAUGCAGUCCUUCUGUCGAUCUCAGGAACUGAAAUGCCUUCUGGAAUAUCAAAAAGGUCUCAGUCAACUAAAUGAAAAUGAUAAUCCAGCAGUUGGUGCCAACAUAUAUUCGGCCCUCUGUCUGCCGCCUUUGACAAAAGCCUCGCCAGAACAAGACGAGAGAGCGCUGGAUGCGACGGUGCUAAGUGAUUACAUGGACGCGUUCAACAAAGAACUGACGGGGGAAACUGUUCCAUCGAGAAAACGCGCAGGGAUAGAUGAGACGGAGAGUGAUGAUCCAACACUGAGCGAGGCCGACACCGGCAGUGUGACGAAGAAGUCCGCUGUGUACAAAGAGAUAGGACUGGAGGAUGAGAUUGCUUACGCUGUUCAACGCGUUGAGUCUUUGGAAAGGGAUAUGGUGUGUUUAGACGCGUGUGCUGUCGAGGUCCAAGUUGGUUACAAUGUUGAAAUCCUCGCUGAGGACGCUGUUGCCACGGAAAACCAGUCCCCUGUUGGUGACUCGGUAAUGGAUAUUAGAGAGGGAGAGCAGGUGCAGGUAUUAGUCAGAACCGCAGAGGACAGUGUUCACAAAGUCAUGAGGCCCAGUGAGAUUAACAAUCACACAAUAGCUGCUGAACAGAUGGAAAACAACAACAUAUCUAAUGGGACUCUGUCACCUGUACUAUACGCACCUGGGAUUGCGUCUGAAAGACCAGUUAGACUGUACCAAAGUCUCAAGAUUAAAAACAUUGCAGUCGCUCCCAAGAACGGGCCGUGCGCGAGGAGCCCACGAGUUCUGUCAUCCAGCAAGACCUGUCCCACGUGUGGAAAGACGUACAGUCGUGCCUCGGACAUGAGAAGGCAUCAGAGGACUCACACAGGGGAGCGGCCCUUCCAGUGUUCGCGGUGUAAGAAACUCUUUCAAUUCCAGUAUGACCUUAAGAGGCACGAGUUAAAUGUGUGCCGGAUCGCGGUGCCAGAGCCGCUGAACAUCUCUGACAAAAACAGUCAAGAAGACCCAAAGCAGGGGGGAGUUUGUGGCCAACUCGUGAGUCCAGCUACGGACGUUAGGACUCAUGAAAAUGAAUGUCUAGUAGAUUUGGAAGAAGUCGAGCCUCCUUCUGGAGAGGGAGAACCAAUGGCCACAGAGCAAAAUCUAAAAUCCUUGAGUACCAUAGGGCGGCCAGCUGACGUAAAGGAGCAGAGCCAAGGAUUUCAUCAGGUCAAUCACAGAGGCACAGAGAACUCCAAGGGUCUGAGGUGGAAAAAGACGGGUAAACGCGGACACACUGAUGCUUCACUGCGUUGUGUUGAAUGCAACAGGUCCUUCCCAGACCCGGCGAGACUUGACACGCACAAUCUGAGACACAAACCUCAUCCGUGCACCAAGUGUGGCGAGAGUUUCAAAGGCUUCACAGACCUCAACCAACACUAUGCCAAAGUGCAUGACUUCCGAGGACCUUUUUCGUGCUCUUUGUGCGAAAGAACGUACACCGACCUAUCGGGUCUGAUCCGGCACGAGAGGUCCCACAGCGGGGAGCUCCCCUUCAAGUGCCCCAAGUGUCCGAAGGCUUUCAGCUACGCAUCUGCUCUGACGCUGCACGACCGAACUCACACAAAAGAGGCGCCGUUCCUCUGCUGGGACUGCGGCAAAGGCUGCAGGUCCAACGCGGCCCUGCGAAUCCACAGGCUGUGUUGCCACAGCGGCGCAGAGGAGAAGCGCUUCUGCUGCGAGCACUGCGGCAAGGUGUACGCGCUCAAAAGGAGCUUGGACCUCCACGUGGCGAAGCUCCACACCGGCGUGCGGUACCCGUGCUCGCACUGUGGCAACCUGUUCCGGAGCGCCAACUCGCUGACGAGACAUUAUCUGACCCACACGGAGGAGAGGCCGUACUCGUGCAGCGAGUGCGACAAGGGAUUCCGGUCGGCUUCCGAGCUGAAAAUACACACUCGCUAUCACACCGGGGAAAGGCCUUUCCGGUGUCAGGAAUGUGGCAAGGGGUUUGUCCAGUCUUACUACCUCACUGCACACAGGAGGAUGCAUACGGGGGAAAAGCCGUACAAAUGCCCAACUUGUAACAGAAGUUUCAAAAGCGCAGGGAUUUUGAAGAGGCACCAGAUCACCCAUACAGGAGAGAAACCCCAUAAAUGUUCGGACUGUGAAAUGGCCUUCAGUCGCCUUGAACUUAUGAAAGCUCAUGUAAAGAAAUGUCAUUAAAAUUGUGCAAUUUGCUGA